This is a messenger RNA of Gryllus bimaculatus (two-spotted cricket), 1693 nucleotides long. The record is from the annotation of a GenBank genome assembly. NCBI's taxonomy places the organism in Eukaryota, Metazoa, Arthropoda, Insecta, Orthoptera, Gryllidae.
CGAGUUGACAAAGAGCAGCGAGAUUUCUCACGUUCUUUGUUUCGGAGAUUAAAUACAACACUCAAAUCUCUAGCUUCCAGUCAACAAACCGAAAAACACAGGACACGCACACUUCGUACUACUGUUCGCAACAUAAAACCAAGAGAUUAUGGCUGCCGAGUGCUGCUCCUGUGAACGUAUGAAUGAAACAAAACAUCUAAUGUGAUUGGCUAAGAAACUCCAUGCUGCUCGUGACGUUUGAAUGAGAUCUUGAGUACGAAAAAUGUCCACAGGAAAGUAAAUACUAGUUAUCUUCAUCAAAGUGAACGAUGACAUAUCAGACCAUUAAAAAUAUUUAUUUGAUUUAUUUCAUAACCUAUAAACGUACUACGUAAGGAAUAGCACGUCUUCAGUAGAUUAGUUUCAUUCACGUAGUCUUCUCGCCUUCUCUGCGCCAUAUUGGUCGGGGCAGCUGAUAAAACAACCUACACAAGAACCUGAAGUUGAUCCCAUCAAUUUGCAGCAAUAGCUGCUUAGCACCAUUAGAAUCGCAAUAUCUUAAAUGAAAAUGUACAAACGUUAUGUUGACCAUUAAUAAAAAUGUAGGUAUAAUCUGAAAGUAAAAUUCUCUGAAAUCCUUUCCUAAUCAUUUAUUUAUGGGUUUUCUUGAAAUGUACACACAAAUAUAUAAAAUUCAUAUUUAUCUUACAAUAGACAAGUAGGACAUUCUAGUCUCAUACUUUCAUUUUUGUGGCUCACAGCUUGCCAGUUCAUCACAAUUUCUGAAUGUACAAGUACUAAGAAAAAUGUAGGGCCAACAACUCUUUACAGAUAAGAAUUUUACAACCUCUUUUGAUCUCUACCAACACAAUUCUGGUGUCAAGAAAUACAUUAACUCUUAAUGCAUUAAUUUCAAAUAUUUUUAGACUUUUCAAGUGUAGUAAUGUCCAACUUUGGGAAAGAUGUUACACGAAAAUCACUCUAUAUAUUACUAUUUGUAAUAUGUGUGUCCCAUGUUGUAAUUUCCUGCAUGUAAAACACCACGCCUAAAUGAAGCCAUGAGCAAAAUUCAAAUAGCAUGUUUCACAGCCAGAGUAACACCUCCUUUCUCUGCUAAACAGUGAAAGGAGCGUAGCAGAAUUUGCAUGGUCAGGAAAAAUAGAACCUCACCACAGAAAAUAAGGCAUUGAUUUGUAUUCUUGCACCUUGUAAUGAUAAUACAUUAAUGAAGAGGUUCUCCCAACAAUUACAAUAUUAUAAAUGUGAAUUUAUUCAGUUGCAGUUUAGACAAAAUGAGACACUAGAAUUUGAUAAUUUGAAUAGCAUUGUUUAGUGAAAUCAACAACUGCACACAAUCCAUUUCUACUUGCUACCUAGUGUAAGUCAGAAAAAAUUAAGCUCUUUCCUUCAUUACAAGCAAUGGUUAUGAUGCAUCAAAAUUCUGAUUAGUAAUAGCAAUUAACAAUAGUACACUAUUUGCAUAAUGCUUAGUUUGGGAGUCCUUUGUGCCUCAGGCAAAAUGAAGCCUUACAGACUUUAAAAAUUGUUAGGGACAGAACAGCAAUGUGCGAUGGUCGUGAUGUAAGCAAUGCAGUAAACCCUGUCAAAGGCUGAAAUCUGCACAAGAGAAAAGUUUCAGAAUUAGCUAUUUUCCAAUGCAAAGUACACUGGAUAAGCCAGAUACCUGCCCAAUGCAGAAACUGAAAGGAAUUUU